ACUGUUCUCUGUAAACCCUAGAGAUGGAUUUAUGGGAAAAUCCCAGCAGAUCAGCAGUUUCUGAAAUACUCAGACUAGUGUGUCUACCACCAACAAUGUUCUUUUAUCAACUUUUAUCGCCUGUCUUCUUGAUUCUGAUGCUCGGUUUGAGGUUGAUUAGAUAUUUGCAUUGAUAAGCAGCUGAAGAGGUCCACCUAACAAAGUGGGAGCAAUCUGCACUCUCUCUCCAAACAUGCAUCUUUACGAAGCGCUGCAGUGUGAGGUGUGAUGUCAGGGCUGAGCUCCCACAGCUCCCCAGAGAACUUUAAAGGAGGAUCAAGGAGAGGAGCAAGGCGUGCUGACUCCUGAAGAUCACUACAAAACGCACCCUGAAACAGCCAGGUUCACCUGUCAGACAUGGAGUCAAAAACUGAUGGCAAAUCAUCACUAACCAGCGAAGAACUGGCUGCUAUUGAGGAUGAAGAUGUUCUCAACAAGAUGCUCGACAACACCUCAGAUUUUGAAGAGAGACGGAUGAUCCGUUCUGCAUUAAGGGAUCUCCUGAAGAAAAAACGAGAAAAACGGGAGCAGGAGCGAGGGUUAAGGCAGCAAAACCUAAGACAGCAAGGUCUGAGCAAAGCGGGAACGACAGGCGGGACCGUUAGCAUAGGAAGAGCAUCCAUGAACCAGCAGCCACCAAUAAACAAACCAAGCAGCCAGCCAUCUCCAUCAGCAUCUGCUCCCUUUAACAGGACUGGAGGCAGCAAGGCCAGUUCUGCUGCUGCUCCUCCUGCUGCGGCACCCAACGCUAAGAAUGUCAAACAGAUGCUUCUGGACUGGUGCAGGGCCAAAACAGAGCCAUAUGAGGGGGUGGACAUUCAGAACUUCUCCUCCAGCUGGAAGGACGGCAUUGCCUUUUGCGCCCUGGUGCACCGCUUCUUCCCUGACGCUUUCGAGUACUCCAUCCUCAACCCCUACAAGCCCAAGGAAAACUUCCAGCUGGCUUUCAGCACUGCGGAGAGGUUGGCAGGCUGCCCCCCUCUGCUGGAUGCCGAUGACUUAGUCCGGAUGAACGAGCCCGACUGGAAAUGCGUGUACACAUAUAUCCAGGAGUUUUACCGCUGUCUGGUGGAAAAAGGCCUGGUUAAAACCAAGAAGCGGCCAUAGACUCAGAGCCUUCGGGAGUUGCUGUGAUUACAGUUUUUACAAAUAUUACACACAUUACCGCAAGCUGAUGUCAAAAAGGGACAAUGUUGUGUGCUUUUUUUCAACUAAAUAUUUACAUCUCGCCUCCGAUCACAUCUGGCUCAUGCAUCACUCGAAUGUGCCGAAUGUGUAGUAUUCAUAUUGGUUUGUGUGUGUUAGCAGGGGCUUGUGGGUGUCUGUGCUCUCAGUGGACAGCUGGCGCUUUGGAUCAGUACAUUCCAGUGAGAUUACACAUGUGUAUUAAUCCCACAGUCACAGGGAGAUUCUGGGAACAACUUUUAUGAUGAUGCUGUUAAGGGCCAGAGAGUGUGAGCACUACAGAUCCAUUUAAUAAAUAUUAGUUCCAUUAUAUGCGCUGUACCCCCCUACUGUUAUGUUGAUAAAAAUGGUACUAAAGCAUUUCUCUGAUGCCAUUUUCUCCAGCAGCUGGUGGUGUGCUGGAUACUUUAAUGAACAGCUUACAAUUUGCCUUGACACAAACAUGUUUAAAAGAUGUGGGCUGUCUGUGGCUCUGACUAUCUCACCUUUAAAAAAUUGUGAUCAGAACUUAAUAUAUAUACAUUAUGGACAUGAAAGGGAAUGAUUGUACAGCCUACAUCUUUACAAACUUCAAAAACAGAAUUGGGUACACAAGUUUGAAUUUAUACUGGAUUGUCCAUAAGCGACACAUUAUCAACAAUGUCUUUAAACAUUGACAAGUCCAAGGCCUGUUAACUCCUCAUUAGUGAUCAUGAUUGACUACGACUGGUAGUUUGUCUUGCAGCAUUUAUUUGAUAGGACUCACUGAUCAAUACUUGGAAUAUUGAGAAAGUCUAAAGAUGGAGAAUUGCCAAUUUACACAAGUUGGAAAGGUUUUUCUGAGCCAUUUCUAAGCAACUGCAGAGUCCAAGAUCAUCAGUUCAAGCGACUGUAUGCAAAUACAAGUUAUUCUGAUAUGUCACCGCUUUGCAUAGAUCUGGAAGAAGAUGAGAGGAAGUUGGUCUGCAUUUUCAGGAAGCCAUAAACUGGAAACUGCUGAGAAAACCAGCAUCACUAUCCACACUGAAGGGCGUUUUACAUCGCCAUGGAGAUAGAGGAUGCUGACCAAGAAAGAAGCCCCUGCUCCAAAAUCAACACCUUCAAGCUCGACUGAAAUCUGCAGAUCCCCACACGGACAAGGCACAUGCCUUAUGAAGAAAAAAAUGUAUUAUCAGACAAGACCGAGAUUAAGCUAUUUGACUACAGUGACAACAGGUGUGUUUGGAGUAAAGGUAAAGCUUCCACACUUACCAGCUUUUAAGCAUGGUGGUGUUAGCAUAAUGCUCUGAGGCUGUGCUGCCAGUCGUACUGGUACGUUGCACAAACUGGAUGGAAUAUUGAAGGAGGAGAACAACCUCCAAAUUUUUCAACUUCACCUCAAAUCAGCAGCUGGAUCAUUGAACAGUUGAUGGUUCCAACAGCACAGUGAUCCCAAACACAUCAAAACAGGUUUUUGAAUGGAUAACGCAGGCUUAUGCUAAGCUUCUGGAGCGGCCUUCCCACAGCCCUGAUCUCAACCCUAAUGAAAAUGUGUCGACUAUGCUUGAAAGCCGGGUCCAGUUAAGGAAACAAACUAAUUUAAAUGAACUCUACCGGUUCUGCCAAGAAGAGUGAUCAAAUAUCCAGCCAGAACUGUGGCAGAAGCUUGUUAAGCUUAAGCUUAGCAGCUUGCUGAGAGUCCCUGUACGAAAUAUUAGUGGGGUAUAUAUUUGAAUCUGUGUGGAUUAGAAAAAAUACAAAAUUAAGUCAAACUUGUGCACCCAAUUCUUGAUUUUUAGUCUUUUUCCAUCCUGGAAAAAGAACAGUACAAAGAAAGCAUUAAAAGCCCCAAAUUACCAUGACAUUCGUGCUCAUGGUGAGUGGAUGUAAACUCCUGAUCACAAAUGUUCCCUUUUUGGUGAUGUUUCUUGUGAUGUCUCACACUUUAUUUUCUGGAAUCUCUUGUAUGUUCACAAGAGAUUUUCUGAUGUGCAUUUAAAUGCAGUCCAGCAAAAUCUGUAGAAUAAUUUUCAUACCUUGCAAAGAAUCAAAAUUAAAGGCUUUAUUAAAUGCUCUUUUAGAGAAAA
This is a messenger RNA of Oreochromis niloticus (Nile tilapia), 3269 nucleotides long. RefSeq names its product smoothelin a (gene smtna). The transcript has 9 exons. The record is from RefSeq and is a predicted model, not a curated record. Lineage: Eukaryota; Metazoa; Chordata; Actinopteri; Cichliformes; Cichlidae. Gene Ontology annotation, molecular function: protein binding. Bases 397 to 1146 code for a protein of 249 amino acids.